GUGGCUUUAUUAGUAAAUAAAAUUCCAAAUUUAACUAUUAUAGAUGUUGAUAUCAAUAAAUCGUACAAUGAUGAACUUAAAGAAACAGUUAGAAAAGACAUUCUAUCAAAACUUUCGGAUAAAGAUGUUAUCGUUAAAACCGCUUCAGGAGGUCUUCACAUUUAUUGCAACACUAAUUUCUUCUAUGCAGUUUCGAACAGAAUGAUUAAAUGCUAUUCCUGCAAUGAUUAUGAUAUUGAUAUAAUGACUUCAAUGGAUGAUUCAAAGCGUUCUUUAGUAGUUAUGGCUGAUUCAAGAGUUCGCAAGAAUGCAACAGAACCAAUCAAUACAUACUCAUUCAUUCGUGGAAGUUACGAUUCAACAUUAACUAGAACAGUGAAUGAUAUAUUAAAUGAUUUGAAUAUUAAGGUAAGAGUUGAACAAAAGAAUGAAGAAAUAAAGACUAUCAUGAAUGAAAACAAAGAUGUAAACAUUGACGAUAAACUUGCCCAGAGCAUAGUUGAUGGCAUCAGUGAUUUUGAAGUACAUAAUGACGGUGGAAACAUGAAUUUAGAAAAAGAAAUAACAUUAUUCACACUGUUUCAAGCAAUUAAUUCGUUACCUAAUCAUUUGAUUAAUGAAGCAUACGAUAACGUUUAUAACUUCUGCAGUUUAACAGAAAAUGCAAAAAGUAAUUUUGAAAAAGCACGUAG
Messenger RNA from Trichomonas vaginalis G3, 692 nucleotides. Its product is annotated as Prim-pol domain family. The annotation marks the transcript as partial. The transcript has a single exon. The record is from RefSeq and is a predicted model, not a curated record. Lineage: Eukaryota; Parabasalia; Trichomonadida; Trichomonadidae.